AGCCGGUGCUUAUUCUAGUAGCCGGAGCGCGCCCUGCGAGGGAGUCUCUGGUUCCUUCGAAGCGCCGCGCAGGAGGCGCCCGGAGACUUCCUCUGCCGGAUCUCCUCCGCGCAGCAGCCCAGCGGGGGCGGGACGGGAGGUUAGGGACGCUUCCUCGACGGGAAGGAACCUGGAGAGAGAGAGAGAGAAGGUGGGGCGAUGGCUUCGCCGGCCAGGCGACGCAGCAGCGGGAGCAGCAGCCGCAUUUGCCUGCCUGGCGCCUGAAGGGCUCGCAGCUUAGACGGGCGAAGGCGGCGCGGAGAAACAUUGCGCUCCCGGGAGGGGAGGGAAAGAUGAGCUGAGACGCUGCCCGGAGGAGCUAUCCGGGGACGGGACUUUCCCCUGACCACCACCCCCCAGCCUGCAGCCUGGCGGCGACGUUCCUCCGUCCGAUGUGCAAAGAGAAGCAGGAGAUCAUGAUACUAACACAGAUUGAGGCCAAAGAGGCUUGUGAUUGGCUGCGGGCAGCAGGGUUUCCACAAUACGCUCAGCUAUAUGAAGAUCUGAUAUUUCCCAUUGACAUUUCUUCGGUCAAGAGAGAACAUGACUUUCUGGACAGAGAUGCUAUUGAAGCUUUGUGCAGGCGUUUAAAUACUUUAAACAAAUGUGCAAUGAUGAAGCUGGAGAUCAGUCCACACAGGAAGCGGAGCGAGGAUUCGGAUGAAGAUGAGCCUUGUGCGAUAAGUGGCAAGUGGACCUUCCAGAGGGACAGCAAGAGGUGGUCCAGGCUUGAGGAAUUUGAUGUCUUCCCCCCGAAGCAGGAUGUGAAUCCUUCAUGCCCAGAAGCGGCUCAUCUCAGCAGUGCAGCUAGUCAUGGAGGCCUGCUAACUGACCACACCGAACGUCAGGAGGUAGUUUCCAUCCACAGCAUCAGCAGCCACCCAGAUGCUUCUCAGAGCGAAGCGCCCACCACCAGAACCAACUCUGUCAUCAGUGUUGGCUCCUCAGCCAACCUCGCAGCAAACGAGGACUCCUUCAGCAGCUUGCCCUCUCCUAAAGAGCUGUCAAACUUCAAUUUCAACGUGAAAAGUAACGAGAAGAAUGCCAAGUCCAAAACGAGAAGCCUCUUGAAGAGGAUGGAGAGCUUUAAAAUAAAAAGCUCCCAUCAUGGUAAAAGCAAAGCUCCUUCAAAGCUUGGUCUUAUCAUCAGCGGGCCUAUCUUGCAAGAAGGUGUUGAUGAAGAGAAACUGAAGCAGCUGAACUGCGUGGAGAUCUCCACCCUGAAUGGCAACCACAUCAACAUCCCUAUGGUACGUAAAAGAAGCGUCUCCAAUUCCACCCAGACCAGCAGUAGUAGCAGCCAGUCGGAAACAAGCAGUGCCGUCAGCACCCCAAGCCCUAUCACAAGGACGCGCAGCCUCAGCGCCUACAAUAAAAGAGUGGGAAUGUACCUGGAAGGCUUUGAUCCUUUCAACCAAUCAACGUUCAACGAUGUCAUGGAGCAGAACUUCAAAAACAGGGAGGGCUUUGCUGAAGAUACAGUCUUCUUCAUUCCAGAAGACCACAAGCCUGGGACUUUCCCCAAAGCCCUCUCCAAUGGUAACUUUGCUCCCUUGGAGAACAGCACUUCGGUCAACUGGAGAACGGGGAGCUUCCACGGCCACAGCCACCUCGCCCUCAGGAGGGAGAACAGUUCCGACAGCUCCAAAGACCUGAGCCUUGGGAAGAGGCGCAAUUCUUCCAGCUCCAUGUGCAGCCGCCUCAGCAUUUAUGACAACGUGCCAGGAUCUAUCCUGUAUUCCAGCACGGGGGACCUGGCUGGCCUUGAGAACGAAGACCUCUUUCCUGAGCUCGACGACAUCCUGUAUCAUGUCAAAGGCAUGCAGAAAAUUGUGAACCAGUGGUCUGAGAAGUUUUCAGAUGAAGGAGACUCUGAUUCAGCCCUAGAUUCAGUGUCUCCGUGCCCUUCCUCUCCCAAGCAGAUCCUCCUUGAUGUGGACAAUGAUAGGACAAUACCCAGUGACCUCGACAGUACAGGAAAUUCCUUGAUUGAUACGGAAGACUCAACGGGGAUCCAGGAAAGAAGAGACUCUGGGGUCGGAGCAUCAUUAACACGUUCUAACAGGCACAGAAUGAGGUGGCACAGCUUUCAGAGCUCCCAUCGACCCAGCCUAAGCUCAGCACUGCUACAGAUUGACUGCCAGUCUGUGGCACAGAUGAACCUUCUGCAGAAAUAUUCCCUCUUGAAGUUAACUGCCCUCUUGGAGAAAUAUACACCUUCCAAUAAACAUGGCUUCAGCUGGGCUGUGCCAAAGUUUAUGAAAAGGAUCAAAGUUCCAGAUUAUAAAGACCGAAAUGUGUUUGGCGUUCCCCUCACCGUUAAUGUCCAGCGUACAGGACAGCCUCUUCCUCAGAGCAUUCAGCAAGCCAUGCGAUACCUUCGCAACCACUGCCUGGAUCAGGUUGGGCUUUUUCGAAAAUCUGGAGUCAAGUCAAGAAUCCAGGCGUUGCGACAGAUGAAUGAGAGCUCAACAGGCAAAAUAAAUUAUGAAGGGCAGUCUGCCUAUGAUGUGGCCGACAUGCUGAAGCAAUAUUUCCGCGAUCUGCCAGAGCCACUCAUAACCAACAAACUUUCAGAGACUUUCCUACAGAUCUACCAAUAUGUGCCAAAGGACCAGCAUCUCCAGGCGAUCAAGGCAGCCAUUAUGCUUCUACCAGAUGAGAACAGAGAAGUCCUACAGAUCCUCCUAUACUUUUUGAGUGACGUCACAGCUGCUGUGAAGGAAAACCAGAUGACGCCGACAAACCUGGCUGUGUGCUUAGCGCCUUCGCUUUUCCACUUGAACACCCUCAAGAGGGAAAAUUCUUCCCCAAGGCAAGUCUCCAGGGUGAUGCAGAGGAAACAGAGUCUGGGGAAACCCGAUCAGAAAGAUUUAAAUGAGAAUUUGGCUGCAACGCAAGGUCUGGGCCACAUGAUUGCAGAGUGUAAGAAGCUGUUUCAGAUCCCUGAAGAAAUGAGUAGAUGCCGGAAUUCCUACACGGAGCAAGAUCUUCGGCCUCUGAGCUUGGAGGAACUAGGCAAAACUAAUAACUCUGAACCUGCCGACUACCGUUUUUACAUCCAGGACUGUAUGGAUGAUUUGCUUAAGGAGAUUAAGGAUAAAUUUAAAGGCUGGGUCAACUGUUCCACCUCGGAGCAAGCAGAGCUUGCCUACAAGAAGGUUUCUGAGGGUCCACCUCUCCGGUUAUGGAAAUCCACGGUUGAAAUCCCUGCAGUUCCUGAAGAGAUCUUGAACCGUUUACUUAAAGAACAGCAUCUUUGGGAUGAAGAUCUUCUGGAUGCUAAAGUGAUUGAGACUUUGGACAGCCAGACUGAUGUAUACCAGUAUGUACAGAACAGCCUGGCACCCCACCCAGCCAGAGACUAUGUCGUCCUAAGGACUUGGAGGACGAAUUUAUCUAAAGGCGCUUGUGCACUUUUAAGCUCCUCAGUGGACCAUGACCGUGCUGCAGUCCUUGGCGUUAGAGUGAAUGUGCUCUUGUCCAGGUAUCUCAUUGAACCUUCUGGAUCAGGAAAAUCCAAACUCACCUAUAUGUGCAGAACUGAUUUAAGGGGCCACAAACCUGACUGGUACACAAAGGCUUUUGGACACUUGUGUGCAGCCGAAGUCAUUAAGAUCAGAGACUCUUUCAGUAAUCAGAACCUGGAGACGAAAGAAGCAAAGUCCAGGUGACGACUGAAGCAGACCAACGUGGCCGCAACGCGAAUAGAUACUUCCCGGAACUGUUGAUUGUUACAGAACGGGCCACAGCGUGGCCUAAUAAGUCUUGCCAUGAAGAAAGUGUGUCUGGAAUGGGCCCAGGAUUCUCACUUCCAAUGUCUGUGGCAAACAGUACAUUUUCAAAGCUGCUUCCUAUCGGUAUUAGGCCUAUACUGUAGGCCUUGACUGGAAUAUAUUGGAUGGUGCAACCUUUUUCUUUCUUUUUUUUAAAUAAUACUAUACUAUGUUGCUUAGACAGUGUGAAUUGCUUCUGAGAAGCAAAACCCUUAAGACUUUAAAUAUAUAUUUCUGGAUUGUAGUGGAAAUGAUUCUUUCCUAUAUAAUGUUAGGUUUAUUGUAUGUAUCUGUGUGCCAUUUGUUGAGGGACUGUUGCAUCCACUGGAUUUGUUGGCACUCAUCCAUGGGGUCUCGCUAAAGCAAGUGAAGGAAGGUUUGCACAGAGGCAGAGGUGUGAAUGACUAUGUAAUUGUUGAGUGGAGUUGUAGAAAACAAGAGUAGGGGAAUUGGAAGUGUCUGGGACACUCAAGAGCAUUGGGGAAGAUUUUAAUCUGUGAGGGGGAGGUAGGCCUAGGAGCUUUUUGUCUGUCCAACAGACCAUCGCAAGCUAGUCUUUGCUCAUGUGUCCUGUUAUUACUUGUGUAUAUCUGAAAAGGAAAAUGGAGGAGCUGCCACAAACAUGGCAAGGAAAGCUGAAGCUCAACACUUGCAAAUGAAGAUAGCUGAAGCGAAUAAAAUGAAUCCCUGACGCAUUUCAACUUGUGUCUUUUGCAUGGACCUUGGGUUGUAUUCCAUCAUGCAAGGACUUCUGUUUGCACGACAAAACUUUGCCUUCCUCUUUUCUCCCUGCACAUCCCCUCAAAUCUGCUCCAGAGAGUUGGGGGAAACCCCAGAACAGAUUUGGAGGGUGUAUGGGGAGGGGAGAAAAGGGGGACUCCAUUGCACUAGCAGAAAUCCUUCAUGAAUGGAACAAUUUUGUUGGAUACCAACCCAAUCCUCCUAAAGAUGAGUUUCCUGUUUUAAAGUUCUCAGAGCCUUUUCACCUGCGUUACACCCAGGUAAAUCUGAGUCUACAAAGAGUGUGUGUGAAACCUGGAGUUGUGGUUGUUGACAGCUUCCUCAAAAGUGCACCUGCAGAAGACCCGUAUUUGCCAUGCUCAUGUUUUAUACUGGGGUUCUUCAAGCUUGGGGUCCCAGAGUUGAACUGUAACUCCUAUCAUUCCCUGCCAGCUAAGCCACCAAUCAAGAGAGGAGAGGAGUUGUAAUUGUGACAACAUCUGGGGACCCAAGCUUGAAGAACACUGCUUUCCAUUUGCAGGUGCACCCACUUAGAAGCCUCUUGGGCACAUGUUUCAAAAAACGAAAUGCGUGUGAAUCUGACAGCACCCAUAUUUCUACUUCUCAGACGGAGAAUGUCUUGGGAGUUAAGGUCCUUGAAAAAGAUAUACGUUGAAAGGAAUGGGGUAUUUUUUUACUUUUAAGCGCAAAGUUUUCUCCACAGCCACCUUCCUGCACAAGUACCUGUUGAAAGUAUUGGCCGUGGUCUUUUAACAAUCCUCUCUUCUGAAUGAAUCUCAUAGGAAUGAACGGAAAGCUUGUGGCAUGAGCUGAAACUGCUUUCAGUGGCUUGAAAAGUCAGCACUGGAAUACGUCAUAACUGGAGCAUUCUCAAGUUCUAAAGCGAUUCAUUGUAAUAGAAUACCGUGUUAGGAGUUCGAAAGUCUUCAUAUAUUCCACUCCACUAUAACCAUAUAACCUCAUUUUAUCCACUUAGUUUGAAGGGAGGGGACCUCCAAAACGUUCAGAGGUUUGGAUAAGAAAGGGUACUGUGGCUAUCGGAUUAUGUGGUGUAAUGUAAAGGACUGCAGGUUAGGAUAAAUAGGAGGGUCAGAGUGAUGAGGCCUACCAUGCUUCAGGUCAACCACCUUUACAAGAAACCUAGACCUAUAAACUCUAAACAUCCUCUUUGGGGGAAGCAAGAUAGCCAUAAUAAAAGAGUAACGAUAUCUAGGAAAGAUGUGUAUAGAAUUGUGCUGUUAUUUUGCCUUCCUUAGAAGCUGUAGAUGCAAUUGUCUGGUGCUGAGGUCAUGUUUGCGGGCUUCUCUUAGGC
This is a messenger RNA of Podarcis raffonei (Aeolian wall lizard), 5868 nucleotides long. It is a transcript of the gene DLC1, whose product is annotated as DLC1 Rho GTPase activating protein. Lineage: Eukaryota; Metazoa; Chordata; Lepidosauria; Squamata; Lacertidae. Gene Ontology annotation, cellular component: membrane raft; focal adhesion. Gene Ontology annotation, biological process: actin cytoskeleton organization; regulation of Rho protein signal transduction; signal transduction. Bases 432 to 3713 code for a protein of 1093 amino acids. The transcript has 14 exons. Gene Ontology annotation, molecular function: protein binding; lipid binding; GTPase activator activity. The record is from RefSeq and is a predicted model, not a curated record.